AUGGCGGCGAUGGUGAAGCCCUCCUUCUCAUUCGCGAAGUCGGUGCCCGCCGAGGCCGAGUACAGCACCCAGUGCGUGGAGUUCCCGAUCUUAGCACUGUUCCCGCGGCCGUUCCUGCUCGAGGCCGUGGAGUCCUUGACGAUCGAGGACCUCAGGCCGGCGCUGCCCCUGGCUGAUGCACGUCGGCGAGGCCUUGCCCAGCUCGAGGGCGAGUCCGCGGCUCAGUCGAGCAUCGCCCGGGGCGCGAUGGCGAACGCCACCUGCGCGGGCGUGCCGACGGACGACGACACGGUGGCACUCCAGCUGGAGCGCGCGACGGAGGGCACCCCGUCGGAGCGCGAGGAUUGCAUGGGGAGGGCAGCCGACGGCAUGCUGGACGACUGGGGGGAUCAAUCGAGCGACAUCUAUCAACUCCGAAAGCACGCUGACAUUGACGAGGUUUACGAGCCCGCGAUCUGCCGCGAGUUCUGGGACCAGCCCGACGGGGCUCCUACACUUCAGGGCGCUUUCGAAGACAUUAUUCACCACUUCUUCGAUGGCUGGGGAAAGGCGCAGCGGGACCUGCUGGGCGUUGUGCACGGUGGGUGCGACACGUUGGCUGGCGAGGCUGGCGUGACCGCUGGCACCCGCCGUGUGAUGCGUAAAACUCCCUUGGUCCGCUCGUCGGUGCGCCUGCCGGGGCCCCUCGCCGGUGUGCUCGCGCCGCUCCCCGGGAGCCAGAGACGGAGCUGUGGCGGCACAGACCUGGAGACUGGCGCGGAGUCGCAAGGCGGGGCGGCCGCCGCUGGGCGCGCCGCCUCCUCGCCGAUCCUGAAGGUGAUCGAGCUGCUGCGGGGCAUGGCUGCGAGAGGCCAGGCGGCGAAGUUGGAGGAGGAGGCGAAGUACGCGGCCUUCGGACAGUGGUGCAAGGACGAGACAAAGCGAAAGCUCUGGGAGAUCCAGACCUCCGACGACGAGAUCUCGCUGCUCAAGGCCACCAUAGCGAAGGCCGAGUCGCGCAUUCAGAAGCUCGACGCGCGCGUGAAGGAGCGUGACGAGGACGUCGCCCGGUGGCAGGCGGACGAGAGAGCCGCCACCGAGCUGCGAACGAAAGAGGCCGACAACUACCGGGCCACCCACGAGGAUUACACGGAGUUCUUGAACGCCAUCGACCAGGCCGUCCUCGUGCUCCAGCGGCGCGCGGCCCCCGUGGAGCAGGCGGCGCUGCUGCAGACGGUGGCCAAGGCGGCAGCCCACAUGGCGGCCGGCGCGCCGGCCGGCAGCCGCGCCGACCAGGCCGCGCGCGGGCCGGGAGAGGGCGCUGAGGAGCGCGGCCAGCUGCCGGGCCCUGGCGGGGCCGAGGGGCGCACCUUGCGGCUGGAGCGGGAUGUGGGGUGGCUGGCCUCGCAGCUCGCGGGCCUGCGGAAGGAGCUGGCGGCCGAGGCGGAGAGCCUGAGGCGGGGCUUGCAGAGGGUAGGCCAGGCCGUGCACGCCGUGCGGGACGUGAUCGACGCACAGGCGGAGGCGGGGCUCCGAGCCGAGGACGCCGCGUUCCCGGAGUGGGCCAGCAGCGCGCUCCAGGACCUGCAGGCCCAGGUGCGUGAGCUCCGCGCGGUGGCCGGGCGGGGCGGCGGCGUCCCCGCGGCGACGGGCGCCGCGUCGGCGGGGGGCCUGCUGGAGGGUGCCGGCCAGCUGCUGCUGGCCAACGCGCGCGAGCAGCUGCUGGGUGCCAGGCUGGACUCCGCGGUGUCGGGCCUGGAGCAGCGCCUCCGCUGCCAGGUCCGCGCCGCGGCCGCGUCCGCGGACGCCGCCGCCGCCUCCCGCGCCGCCGAGGCCGAGCGGCGCAUCUGCGCCGACGUGGCGAGGCUGGAGCGCCGGCUGCUGGCGGCGGAGGGCGCGCGCCGCGGGGGCGCGGCGGGCGGCCCGGACGGCGCGCUCCCCGCGGAGGCGCCGCGGAGCCCUCGCGCGUGCGCGGCGCAGGAUGCCCCGGACGGCAGCGGCCGCGCCCUGGGCGCCCCGCUGGCCGCGCGGGAGGCGCUCCAGCGGGAGGUGUCCUCGCGGUGCGCGGAGCUCGGGGAGGAGCUGUGCGCUCGGGCGGAGAGUGCCGCCGCGGCGGCGGCCGCGGAGAGCACGGCCGAGCUGCGGGAGGCGGUCUCUGGCACGGGCCGCGCCCUCGCGGAGGUGCGGGAGGAGCUGAGGGCCUUCGUGGAGGAGCAGCGGGUCUUCUGCGGCUUCCUCGACGAGGAACACCGCUCCCACCAGGACUUGGGAAGACCUGGUGCGGCAGGACCUCGCGGCGCUGGCGCGCCUGGUGGGCCCGGCCCCGCGGCCCCGCGAUCCGCGGGCGGCGUGCCCACGGAAGCUCGUGGACGAGCAGCGGAACCUGCUGACGCCGAGCACGCCUUCCGUGUCGUGGUCAGAGAAUUGCCACUCGUACCAGACAGCGCCAAAGAGGUCCUGGCCGCGCUCCUCCAGCAGGGCCAGCACCGCGCCCGCCAGGGGCAGCCCGACGUCUACAGCCCUCCAGAGGCGGCCGCUUACGAGUUUCAGUCAGGCGGCGUGGUCGACAUGCUCAAGAAAUUGCGGGACGAGUUUGCUGACAAGAGGUCGCAGCUUGAGGUGGAGGAGCUUAACAACAACCACAACUACGAGCAGCUCAUGCAGGUGGCCAGCGCUGUUGAUGGACAUGGUGGAGGUUCAGGAGUCGCUCGCGGACAGCAUCUCCAGCGCGCAGCACGAGUCCUCGAAGAAGCGCGGCGACGCGGGCGAGACGGCGCAGCUGCGGGCGGAGUCCGAGGGCAGCCUUGCCCAGACCACGUCCGACCGCACGCAGGAUCAGGAGUACCUCGGUGGCCUCAGGGAGCUCUGCCUCGGCAAGGCCUCCGACUUCGCGGCGCGGCAGAAGCUGCGGGCCGAGGAGCUCGAGGCGAUCCGCAAGGCGGUGGACGUCAUCUCCGGCGAGGCGGUGCUGGGUGCAGGCGAGAAGCACUUCGGUGCGGUCUCCGCCGCCGCGCUGCUGCAGACCCCGCGCGCGGCUCUGGCGCAGCUGCAGGGCGGGCGGCGCGGCACGCCGCUGCAGGACAGCCUCGCGCAGUUCCUGGCCGACCGCGCCCGGAGCACGGGCAGCAAGCUCCUCUCGCUGGUGGCCGAGCGCGUCGCGGCCGACCCCUUCGAGAAG
This is a messenger RNA of Prorocentrum cordatum, 3157 nucleotides long. The record is from the annotation of a GenBank genome assembly. NCBI's taxonomy places the organism in Eukaryota, Dinophyceae, Prorocentrales, Prorocentraceae.